CAUGAAAGUGAGGGAACGCAUGAGAAAAUCCAACUUUGGCGAAUACACACCGAGUUCAAGGAAGUUUGAGUGAAGAUCCAGAGGAAGAUUCACUGCGUGGAGACUAGAGAAUCCCCAUGAUGGCUGCCGCACAGCUAAAACCUGCCGAACAGGCGAAGUUGCAGAUGAUGCAAGAGAUGGAAAUCGAGAUGAUGUCGGAUUUGUACAAUAGAAUGACGAAUGCUUGUCACCGGAAGUGCAUUCCACCGAAAUACAAUGACGCCGAGCUAGGGAAGGGCGAGAAUGUGUGCAUCGAUCGGUGUGUGGCGAAGUUCCUGGACAUUCACGAGCGGAUCGGCAAGAAACUCACCGCCAUGUCCGUCCAGGAUGAGGACUUGAUGAAGAAGAUGGGCCAGGAGGCGAAGUAGUGAAUUGCUGGGCAUUUUUUUUUAGUGAUAGACACUCUCAAAUACAAAUUAGUAGUGGCGAAAAUGAGUUGCUGUACAAUCGUUCUUCCGUGUACGCUAAGCAUAAAAUCUCAUCUAACAUGAA
This is a messenger RNA of Phlebotomus argentipes, 531 nucleotides long. It is a transcript of the gene Tim10, whose product is annotated as mitochondrial import inner membrane translocase subunit Tim10. Gene Ontology annotation, biological process: protein insertion into mitochondrial inner membrane. NCBI's taxonomy places the organism in Eukaryota, Metazoa, Arthropoda, Insecta, Diptera, Psychodidae. The record is from RefSeq and is a predicted model, not a curated record. Gene Ontology annotation, cellular component: mitochondrial inner membrane. Bases 117 to 407 code for a protein of 96 amino acids. The transcript has 2 exons.